Aspergillus wentii DTO 134E9 is the source of this 663-nucleotide messenger RNA. RefSeq lists its product as uncharacterized. The transcript has 2 exons. The record is from RefSeq and is a predicted model, not a curated record. NCBI's taxonomy places the organism in Eukaryota, Fungi, Ascomycota, Eurotiomycetes, Eurotiales, Aspergillaceae. The coding region runs from base 1 to 663 and encodes 220 amino acids.
AUGGAUCUCCAAGGAAAGCCAAUUAACCCGGGCCCCAGAAGCACCAAGGUCACCAAUGACCCUGCUGCCAACAACCCCAUUACCGAAGCCUCUGGGCCAGUGACCAACGACUCUCUCGCCGCCGAGUCUGCCACGAAAGGUGGUGCUUUCUCCCAAAACCGUGGCGCAGAGCCUCUCGGUGUUUCUGGUGGCCAGUCUACAUUUAAAACCACAGACACUUCCGCGGCCACCAAGCUCCCAUCUGCCCCAGUUGGCUCUGCUCGCGAAGACUUGAACAGACAGGAUAAAUACCCUGAGGCCCUGGGUGGCCAGGGAGACUACCCCGGUGCCCAUCUUUCCCAGUCUGGCUACGUUGGCGGGCCCACCGCAGCCAAACAGGAAUUGAGACAGGAGCACGAAUACUCCGCCUCGCAGAAGCCCUCGCAGCCCUCCCAGGCCACUGGCAGUGGCUAUGGUCGUGGUGACGAAUUCCCCAAUGACCCCAAGUACAAUGCCAGCUUCAACUCGGACAUUGGCAGCCGGAACGACCCUGGACGCGGUGCUGAGAACAAGUUCUCGAGCACCAACUAUGAACGCGGACUUGAUGCAGGUCAAGGUCCGAGACAGAAGGGUGUCGACAACCAGCAGCCAUACGAGGCGCUGCAGCGAGACCAGAGGGCAUAA